Scaptodrosophila lebanonensis is the source of this 1729-nucleotide messenger RNA. It is a transcript of the gene Coq2, whose product is annotated as 4-hydroxybenzoate polyprenyltransferase, mitochondrial. Lineage: Eukaryota; Metazoa; Arthropoda; Insecta; Diptera; Drosophilidae. Gene Ontology annotation, biological process: ubiquinone biosynthetic process. The record is from RefSeq and is a predicted model, not a curated record. The transcript is spliced from 2 exons. Bases 86 to 1318 code for a protein of 410 amino acids. Gene Ontology annotation, cellular component: mitochondrial inner membrane.
UGGUUGUGUAAUAUAUUUAAUGUGAAGUAUUAUGUGAAAUAUUGCAGGACACAUUCGCCCGUCUCGCGUUACCCCCAGCGCCAAAAUGUUCGCCCUACGCCAGAUGCGACUCCAAGGUAGAAUUCACAUGCCAUAUUCAGCAGCAAGAGCGAAUAUAACACCGAUCUUGCCGGCGCGUGUUCUAAUUAGCCUGCACACACACACUUAUGACCACCGACAGAGGCUAUCACAACAUUGCAAGCACAUGGCAAUUGCAAAGCCGCAAAUGUAUUUGCAGCGAACCAGUUCCACCCUAAGCGCGCCUAAAGAACAGAGUGAAACACCUGAUGGGCGUUCCACAAAGUCCUUGAUGGAGGAAUUGAGCACCAGUGUCAGGCCUUACAAGCAGCUGAUGCGCUUAGAUCGCCCAAUAGGAACGUACCUACUGUUUUGGCCCUGCGGCUGGAGUAUCGCGUUGAGCGCGGAUGCCGGCUGUUGGCCCGACUUAACGAUGUUAGGGUUGUUUGCCACAGGUGCUUUAAUUAUGCGCGGUGCCGGUUGCACCAUCAACGAUCUGUGGGACAAGGACAUUGAUGCAAAGGUAGAGCGUACACGCUCUCGUCCAUUAGCAUCUGGUCAAAUAACACAGUUCGAUGCCAUAGUGUUUUUAUCGGCACAGCUGAGCUUGGGCCUGCUGGUGCUGGUGCAGCUGAACUGGCAGUCUAUACUGCUGGGCGCCAGCUCCUUGGGCCUGGUUAUUACGUACCCGCUUAUGAAACGUGUAACAUACUGGCCACAACUAGUGCUGGGCAUGGCCUUCAACUGGGGCGCCCUGCUGGGUUGGUGUGCCACUCAAGAAAGCAUCAAUUUAGCCGCCUGCCUACCGCUUUAUCUUUCGGGUGUAUGCUGGACUAUUGUAUAUGACACGAUCUAUGCGCACCAAGACAAGCUUGACGAUUUGCAAAUUGGCGUUAAGUCGACGGCUCUGCGAUUCGGCGAAAAUACGAAAGUGUGGCUCUCCGGUUUUACAGCAGCCAUGCUCACCGGCCUUUCCGCGGCAGGAUGGGCAUGUGAUCAAACGCUGCCCUACUACGCUUCUGUUGGAAUAGUUGGCGCACAUUUGGCUCAACAGAUCUACUCGCUGAACAUAGACAAUCCGAGUGAUUGCGCCAAGAAAUUCUUUUCAAAUCAUCAGGUUGGUCUCAUUCUCUUUCUUGGCAUUGUGCUUGGCACGCUCCUUAAGUCGAAAGACGCAAAAAAACAACGACAAACUGCGCCCACAUCUACAACAGCCAACACCUAUGUAGCGCUACCAGCAAACCCCGAGGUUAUAAGCUAAAAUGUUUUUACAAUCGGUGUUAAUUUAUUUUUUAUUGGCGGUUUUUGUGCGCGCUUUAGACCAAAGUCUGUGUAUAGCUUAAUUUUGUAGUUUUAACACAUAUUGUAUAUAGUUUAUACGGUUUUCUGGAAGUGCAAAAACUUAAAUUAGAGAGUAAUUACACGCACUUUUAUGUCAAUAUAAAAUACCUCAUUAAGAUCACAUAUAAAUUGUAUAUGAAUGGCUCUACUGAGGGCACAGCGUCCUAGCUCCUACGAAAUAUAUUCGCGCGGAGACACUUGACAAUGACAAUAUUCCGCGGAGAGGUCUUUUUAGCGACAAAAAAUAAUUUCUUUACACGAUUUUAGUAAAUAUUAUUUAUUAUUACUAAACAGAUUUUGGUUGUGCAUUAAAAUCCAAAUACUCUCCAAA